AUAAUACUGAUAGUCGGCCUUGUUGUGACUCGACCUGUUCCCAAAGUAGUAAAAUUAAAUCUCUCAUCUCAUUAUUGGAUUUGUGAAGCAGAAUCAACCAUCAGUAAAACUAUAUUUCUUAGCGUAGGGACUUGUUACGCAGCAGCCAUGUUGACGUUCGCAACAUUUUUGGCUUAUAAAACGCGAUCAGCAGGGACAAAUUAUGAUCAUUUCAACGAAUGUAAACAGAUGGGAAUCUCCGUUUACAACAUCUUGUUUUCAGCCAUUGUUGGGUUUACGGCUAUGGUCAAUCCUUUAGCGAACUACUAUACAAAAUUUUAUUUUGGAGCAGUGGCUACGUUAUGGGCAACCACAUUUUCCUUCGCUGUAUUAUUUAUACCCAAAGUUUACAUAUUUUACAAACAGUGGAAACGCGCGUUUAUUUCAUCGUCUACGCAACAGCUUCGCAAUAACUCGGCAUGUUCAAAUAAUACACAACAAACAUUUCUGAAUGAUGAUGAUACAGUUGCACACUCAUUCUUAAAAUCCAGAAAUAAUGCAGGUCAUCAUGUAGGUACGGCAGGUGAACCCUACACAUCAGCUGUGUUAUUCGAACAAACAGGUGACACAAGCAUUAUAACAAGAGCUUAUUUAGGUGGGGAAAUAGACGUUUCACCAACAGAGUCGAAUCACAGGUACGAUAAUACAAAUGUUUAUGUUGAAGUACAGGAGGUAAGCUUUUUUCUAACAUGA
Molecule: messenger RNA, 732 nt
Organism: Mucor mucedo
Lineage: Eukaryota; Fungi; Mucoromycota; Mucoromycetes; Mucorales; Mucoraceae
Exons: 2
Biological process (GO): G protein-coupled receptor signaling pathway; gamma-aminobutyric acid signaling pathway
Cellular component (GO): G protein-coupled receptor heterodimeric complex; membrane
Molecular function (GO): G protein-coupled GABA receptor activity
Source: RefSeq, a predicted model, not a curated record